AUGGCUGAGAGUAAGGAUCGGAUCGGAUCUCUCGAGGAGAGGAACCGUGAAUUGGCGAAGAUGUUACAGCGAGUGGCGUUGAAUGUGACACUACCGGAAGACUUCCAAGCCCAGGUGGAAACCCUGUUAUCAGAAUCACCAGAUGUGGUACUUGAUGCUUGUUCUGCCACGGAUCCUACGCCUCGGACACCGGCUGAUUUGCGGGUCGACACAUCUCAGUCACCUUCUCUGGACAUAACUCGUGCGUCGCGGACAAUGGCAGGCCCUUCACGUCUCUCUAUACAAUCUCAACAUCGAUUGAUGGGCGACGAGCUACUGGAGAAGAAGAAGAUUUCCCCAUCAAAAUGGACAGAAGUCACGACAAAUGAUGGCCUCGUGAGACAUUUGCUCACACUCUACUUCUGCUGGGAGUAUCCCACUUUCGCAAGUCUGUCCAAGGAGCAUUUCUUGCUCGACUAUAAUUCUGGAAGACCGCGAUUCUGUUCCUCCCUGCUGGUCAACAUCUUGUGUUCCAUGGGGGCCACACUUUGCGACAUGAAAGAAGUGCGAUCAGAUCCAGAUGACCCAAAUACCGCUGGGGACCACUUCUUUGCAGAAGCGCAACGACUCCUUAGCAAAGAAGAUAUCCCCUGUGUUACCACAAUCCAAGCAUUGAACCUAAUGGCCUUGAGGCAGGCCAGGUCUGGGAACGAUGUCAGUAGCUGGCAUUAUGCGCGAAAUGCGAUGCGUAUUGCGAUAGACCUUGAUUUACCUAGCGACGACCCGGAGCAGGAGCCCGAGGAGCCAUAUGUUUUUACUAGGGCCGAACGUCAAGUCCGUGUUGCUACAUUCUGGGGUUGCUUUGCUCUUGAACAUGCGUGGUCAUUAUUGGCCGGCCGAGUUCCUCAGAUAAGGCUCAGCGAGAUCAAAAUCCAUAAGCCAGUGAUUGUGGAUGAAAUCGAGAAGGAAGAGUGGAAAACAUAUACAGAUUCUGGUCCCGAAGAAGAGAAUAGUGGUUAUCGCCAGGAAAGUAACAUAAGCAUGUAUUUUCACUGUGCCGUUCUUGUCCACUUCCGACCGUUCAUCAAUCUGGCAGUCAUCGGCAGUUCAAUUUCUCCACGAUCUAUCUGCCUCGAAGCAUCAAGAAAUAUUUCAUCUCUGGUGAAGUCAUACAAGCAUCUCUACGGCCUGCGAAGAGUACCGAUCUUCCUGCCAUACAUCUUGAUGACGGCCGAACUGGCAAUGAUAGCACUUAGCAGAAGCGAACCGGAGGAGUCCACUCCUGACCUAUAUCCCAGCGACAACAUGCAUUACCUUGCAGAAUUAUCGACAUGGUAUCCUUCCGCCAAACAAGCUCUUGCAAUCUGCAAGUUCUUCAGAGAGCAGAGAGGCGCUACGGUUCGUGGUGAGGAUCCAGUACCAGGGGGCUCAAGCAUCGACAUGGAUGCAAAAUCAGAUAAUGAUGAUGAGCGCGACAGGGGUCUGAUGGUCCCGGGCAACAAUGUACAGACAUUUUUCCGGCCGUCUAAUCCGGACCGAAGCUUCCAGAGGCCGGCGUUGAGGCCUUCAGGGCCAUGGGACGUAGCACUUCUCAGCCUCGGGUCGCCAAACUUCCCACUUCAAUCAAACCCACUGGGAAAAAUUGUGUCUGGGCCCGCCCAACUCAGAGGAGGCGCAGAUGCCAUGGAGAAUUUGCGGGAUGCAUUGAAGACCCAUGGUCUGACGUUCAUAGCCUGA
Messenger RNA from Exophiala bonariae, 1716 nucleotides. RefSeq lists its product as uncharacterized. The transcript has 4 exons. Bases 1 to 1716 code for a protein of 571 amino acids. The record is from RefSeq and is a predicted model, not a curated record. Lineage: Eukaryota; Fungi; Ascomycota; Eurotiomycetes; Chaetothyriales; Herpotrichiellaceae. Gene Ontology annotation, biological process: DNA-templated transcription. Gene Ontology annotation, molecular function: zinc ion binding; DNA binding.